AUGAUAUUCAUCACAAGACCAACAGAUCUGGGGGUCCUUAUGGGUAAGGAAUUAGGUCAGUUCGUCUUCCUAAGUAGUACUAAGUGCCAUCCAUACGGUUGCAAUUACUUGGUACAGUAUGCAAUUACUUCGGCUUUUAAGAUGAAAUAAGCCGCUUCAUCAUUUAUUUAAGGCAGGCUUGCGAUUUUGUAUGACAAGACUUUUGUGCGAUAUUAAGUGGAUGAAUAUAAUCAGUAAAUCGCGGUCUUAGAAAAUAAAUCUAGCUUACUAUAUAAUCGCGCAUUCAGUAAGACAAUCAUUAUAAUCGCUUGUUUAUAAUCGCUGUCACCAUUUUCAUUCCAAAGAAGUUUCACGAAAAUAACAAAACCUGGAAACUUCAGGCGAAAUGCAGUUACCGGCUGCUUCGAUCAAUUGCUACUACUAGCCACAGUUGAGGACAGCCAUGAUUUGUCUUUGACUGUUUAUUGAGAAGGACCUGGGAGCGAGAACCGACCUAAUACUUCCGCUAUCGUGCUUUCCUUCAGUUUGUGUAUAAUUGCUUUUCCUCCGACCGUCCAACGUUAGAAUCAAUGGCGCAAAGUAAGAGCUUUUUCGAUGAUGUCAAGAAGGAAUUGGAAUGUCCCGUUUGCCAGGAACAGUUUAGUCAAAUCCAUGAACCAAAAAUAAUGAAAUGUCUCCACACUUUCUGCAAGACUUGUCUGGAAGCUUGGUUACGGCAGCAUCGGGAAGAACAGUUAAGCUGCCCGACAUGUCGUCAAAUCACCGAGUGUCCUAACAGCAACAUUAACAGCCUCCCAUCCAACCUUUUUUACAAGCAGAUGGUGGAAAUAGUGGAGGCUUACAGCGGCCAAGGGAAAGAAGAUUCGCCUCAAUGUGGAUUGUGCGACGAAAAGAAAGCUUUGAAAUUUUAUUGCUUUGAAUGCAACAGCUUUUUAUGCGAUGACUGCGUGGGUGUCCAUAAGAAGGGAAAAAUUUUCAGUGGCCACCAUGUAAAAGAUAUCGGUAACUUCCAGUCCUGCGAUGUGCAAGAUUAUGCUCGCCGGGCAAACUAUUGUACAGUACAUAUAGAUGAAAUGAGGUUUUACUGCGAAAAUUGCAAAAGGUGCAUUUGCCGUGACUGCGCCAUUUUGGAACAUCAAGAUCACAACAAGAUUGCGCUUGACCAAGGACUUGAAAACAUCAAGUCUGAAAUUGACAUCAAAGUUCACGAAGCUCAGGAAAACGGGUGUCGUUUGAGAAGUUACAAAGUCUCUCUGGAGAAAAGAAGAAUGAAAGUCAACGGGAGUAUCGAAGAAGCGACAAAAGAAGUGAAGCGAGUCGCUGAACUCUGCAUAUUAUCAAUUCGCCAGCACGAAGCAAGUGUUACGGAACAAUUAAUCAAACAGAAACAAGCCUUUAAAAAUGCAUUCGACAAUCAAAUGACCAUGUUAGACGGAAAACUGAUGGAAAUAGAAAGCACCCUAGCCUUUUCAGAGGAGAUUCUUCUUCGAAAUAACUUACCGGAAAUUUUAAACGUGAAAGCAGUACUUGAAGAGAAGCUUAGAGAAGUCUCUGAUCCCUUGCAACCUUUGGAAGCUAUGCCGAAGCUGGGUUACUCGGAGGUCAAGUACGUUCAAAAUGAUAUCUUCCUGAAAGACGCACCGGGAAAGUUAGUCGCAAACGCAACUGAGCCUUUGUUAUCAGUUGCAGAAGGCAAAGUUGAAGAUGUUGAAGCAGACCCACCUGAGACCUCCAGUGGUGAUCCAGCUCAGCUAGAGACGUAUAUACUGGGUUAGUAUAAAAUUUUGAUCAGUGUUGUAAUCUUGGGGUAUAUAUCUCAAGUUGGGGGCAAUACUCUUCAUUUAAGCUUGUCCGUUUUUUCUCUUAUCAAGCGACGCACUUAAGCGGCACCCUGAUUAAUGUCAAAGAUCUUUUAGAAAUAAAAGAGAGAGAUAUAUUUCUUUAAUUUUUCAUUCAUAUACGUAGGUAUUUAAAUAAGGCUAAAAUACAACUGAUUUCUGCCAACGAAUAUGCAGAAAUUUCUAAGGUAGUAACAUAGUUGCAGUCAUCGAAUUCAAAAUAUUUGUUACAUUUAUGAUUGUCUUCAUUUACGCAUGUUUAACCCUUUUUGGAUGGGUAGACAUAGUGCUUGAAUUUGUGACGGCUAAGUUCGUGUCAGUGUCUUUAUAUUUUCUAGGUGGAAGGAUAAAAUUGUCUGUUUACAAGGACGACAUAACCAAGCAGCGAGUUGAUGUCAUCGUGAAUGCCGCAAAUAGGGAACUUCAACACGAUGCAGGAGUAGCCACCGCCAUUUUGGCCAAGGGAGGAAGAACAAUCAAUGAGGAGUCACAGGCGAUUAUCAGGAUUCGUGGUUUUCUUAAAGAUGGCGAAGUAGUCGUCACCAAUUCUGGGAAACUGCCUUGUAAAGCAAUUGUUCAUGCUGUUGGACCGAGGUGUAAUGACGUGGGAGGUAAGAAAAGUAAGAAGAUUCUUCGACAGGCUUGUCUAAACAGUUUUAUUGAAACAGAAAAACUGAACAUGACGUCUAUAGCAUUACCGGCUAUCGGUUCUGGCAUUAAUGGGGUGCCGAAAGAUGUCUGCGCCGAAGUCAUGUUUAAUGCUGUGGACGAGUAUGCGAGGCGAGGUGACGCAAAAAAGAAGAAAAUCAGUGAUAUAAGGUUCGUAAAUAUAGAUGACUCUUCGGUACAGGCUUUCAGUGAAGAAUUGAAAAAAAGAUAUGGCGUAUACCCUGAAAGGUACAGUCUUGAGAAGGAAACCGGAGGAGACACCUCUGGUCGUUCUCCCUCAUCCGCCGGAGCCGAAGGAGGUCGUUCCGCUGUGCCGCCUUCAAGAUCCAGUCGAGGUAGAGGCCAAAGCAGGGACAACCGUCACGCUACAAAUAGGAACGACACAGGCAUUGGCCAUCAUGGCAACAGCUCCUUUGACUUUUCAGCUGCUAACAGCGUUCAUCCCUUGAUGAUUCCGUCUGAUCAUCUUACAACUACGGACUCAUACAGUAACGCGGUGAAAGGAAAUACACGUAGUCACGAUCUGUUGCAAGAUCACCAGCCUCAAGGAAAUGGAGGAACCAUAUGGGGUGGAUUUUCUAUCCCUUUUAACGGAGGCGGUGAAGCCCAUGCGGACAAAAACGAGGAAGGUAGUCUGUAUAACUUAAAUUGCAAUACCGCAACUUAAAAUAACAAUUUCCGUAAAACCGCAUCACCGCAAACCGUUACGCUCCCCUUGCUGAUGGACGACAAAAGGGGGCGGGCGGAUGGAGGGCACAGAAAGGUUUAUGCGGUAAUGCUUUUUCCUAAGGACAAAACCCCUUUUAUAACAAACAAAAUACACAACUUCCACAGGGCUGGUACCACCUUCAUGUAUCUAGAAGCGUUUCCGGUUAAUAGCUGAGCUACAAAUUGACAAAAUCUAGAGAGGAAAAUUCAACACAUUUACAUUUAUUAUUUAUAAACAAUUUACAUACAAAUGAAAAGGUAGACGAGAGCUAAAAACUUACUAAAUACUUUUACAAAAAUGUACAAACAUUUAAGUAAACAAUACAGAGCUACUCUGAAACUCUAGAAUCGGAUGGCUAUCUAUCUUUUAUUCAUUUCAUGAUUAUCGAUAAACAUUCCACAUCCAGGCGACCCAUAUUCCUAUCCCUAGCAGUUCUUUCGCUUCAGAAGUGCAAUUCAUAUUUAGCUGGGGUCAUAACCUUUAUUUUUCGCAGAGGUCUGUCCUAUUUGUCUUGAUAAAAAAUCAAGGCCACGAAGUUUGAAGUGCAAGCACAGUUUUUGCUCAGAAUGCAUUCAAGCUACUUUAAAUGUGUGUAACAAGUGCCCGGUAUGUCAACAGCCUCAAGGUGUUAUGGUAGGAAACCAGCCCCGUGGACAGAUGACAUUUAGUAUUGAUCGUUACAGCGUUCCAGGCUAUGAAGGUAAAAUUCCAUACCGAGAAAAACCAACUUUACGCUAUAACUACAUUUCCGUUUGUCUUGUACUUAAAAACAACAACAGUAACAACAAGUCGCAUUUAAAGUUGCUAAAAUUGGCUCUGGUGGCAAAGGUAUGUCCUUGUCAGGGGCGUAGCUAGCUUCUCGACUAGUUGUAGGCCCGGCGGCUGACUUUCAUUUCCACAUAUCCUGAAAAUAGACCAUUUUUCGAUAUAUUAAAAUUCAUAGUUGGCUCCGAGCCUUGGGGGAAUAAAACAAAAAAAAUGUAUUAUUCGUUGCUGAGCCUCAAGAUGAUUUCUUUUGUUUUAUUCCCCCAAGCCUCGCAGCCAAGUAUGAAUUUUAAUGUAUCGAAAUUGGUCUAUUGCACACAUGACUAGUACCCACUGACCUCACCAACACUUUGAACUCUUAAGCUUGUAGCUCAUCUCAACAACGCAUAAGUUAUUACAAGCGGUAUAGUGAUCAAAGCAAAAAUUUGUAGGCCCGGACCUACAGGUCUCAAUCGGCUGGCUAUAGACCCUGCUUUUAUAUGUAAUAAAUUUACGUAUACGUGCUGCCAAUGUAGGUAUCGUUUCAAACGUACCAUAUGCUUAUUCUGCUGCAUAUUCUUCUGUGUCGGUUUAUAUCCUAUAAUGUUGCCAUUAUAUGAAACGUUUGUAGGCUACGGCACAAUCGUCAUCAAUUAUUACUUGCCGUCGGGAUUACAAGGUCCAGAACAUCCAAAUCCUGGUCGGCAUUAUGACGGUACUUCACGCACUGCUUAUCUUCCGGACAAUCGUGAAGGACAACAGGUGCUGCAGCUUUUGAGGAGAGCGUUUGAUGCUCGACUGGUGUUUACAGUGGGCACCUCCAGUACAUCAGGGCUUACAAAUCAAGUGAUAUGGAAUGAUAUUCAUCACAAGACCAACAGAUCUGGGGGUCUUUAUGGGUAAGAAGAAAUUCUGAAUAAGCAACAUAUAUAGUGCAUACAUGCUUUCCUGGAGUACGUCUUGUCACCAGUCUCCGGGGCCAAGCAGACGUCAAGCAGACGUCAAGCAGACGUGAAGGUGUACCCUAUAUAUUACGAGAAGCACCGCUGCAAGGUUCUGUACGGCAAUAAGUGAAGCAAGGUUUUGCAAAAUAAAUACUUCGCGAUCGUCGAAUCGAGCAGUCAUUAAGGAAGUCUUUGUUUGAGGUUUAAUACUGUGAUACGACAAUCGCUAACAAUUGUUUCCUCGUUUUGCAUUUACCUAGUAUCCAGUAUCAUUGUAUCCUUUUAUCUUUAUAGUAUCUAUUCAUCCAUCCAUCCAUCCAUCCAUCACUCCCGCACUUCUUCCUUUCAUUUAUCCAUCAUCCGUUCGUCCUUCGCUUUAUUCAUUCAUCCAUCGAGUCCCAACCAUGUUUUGAACCGUCCUACUAUCUACCCGCUUCAUGUAACUAUUUACUAUGGCUUGGUACCUUUCGCUUAUUGCUAACAGGAAUUAUCUUAGCUUUCUUGACGCUUUAAAGCAGUCUUUUUUACCUAUUAACGUGGUUUUGUCUUUGUUUAAGGUUUGGCUAUCCCGAUCCAGACUAUCUUCGGAGGGUCAAAGAAGAAUUGGCGGCUAAAGGAAUCCAAUAA
Porites evermanni is the source of this 5531-nucleotide messenger RNA. The record is from the annotation of a GenBank genome assembly. NCBI's taxonomy places the organism in Eukaryota, Metazoa, Cnidaria, Anthozoa, Scleractinia, Poritidae.